Messenger RNA from Selaginella moellendorffii, 1448 nucleotides. RefSeq lists its product as uncharacterized. Bases 228 to 1346 code for a protein of 372 amino acids. The record is from RefSeq and is a predicted model, not a curated record. NCBI's taxonomy places the organism in Eukaryota, Viridiplantae, Streptophyta, Lycopodiopsida, Selaginellales, Selaginellaceae. The transcript has 10 exons.
AUCACGAAAGAGAAUUGGAUCGUGAACGAGGCAAACAGGAACUGCGUACGAUGUAGUUUCUACAUGGAUUCAAAGUGAAUGAAGAGCAAAACGAGGAAAGAGGCUUUGGAGUUUCCAGUAACAUGUAGUUUUCUGCAAGGUGUCUCUCAUAUGGCCAAGAUUGAAGAUUGAGAGGUCUACAUAAACUUUUGCUUUCAUCAAAUGCUAACUUCAGCUUAAAGGUGGCUAUGGCGACGGGACUUCUUCCCUCACAGUUUUUCGCCUCUGGUGGUCGUAGCUGCUGUAAGUUUCCCAAGCUGCCUGGAGCGAAGCCGUCCAAGUUCCACAGCAGAGUAUCGGUGCCCCGCUUGUCUAGGCGAGUCUCUGCUACUGCCACUCCUGUUGCUACUGAUGCGGAAAGUUUGGUCGGGUUCCUGGAGCAGGAUUUGCCACACCUGUUUGACGACCAGGGAAUCGACAGGACCCGCUACGAGGAGCGAGUGGAGUUUAGAGAUCCCAUCACCAAGUAUGACACUCUGAGCGGCUACCUUUUCAACCUCCAGCUCCUCCGCGUGGUUUUCAACGUCGAAUUUAUCCUUCACGAGGCCAAGAAGACAAAACAGGACGAGAUCACAACACGAUGGACAAUGAACAUGACCUUCAAACUGUUGCCAUGGAAGCCAGUGCUGCUGAUUACAGGAGUUUCGGUCAUGGGAGUCAACUUGAGCACUGGAAGAUUUCGCAGCCAUGUGGACUACUGGGAUUCUGUAGACAACAAUGACUAUUUCUCGUUUGAGGCCGUCAUGGACGUGUUGAAGCAGAUGCGACCUUUCAAAACACCCAACUUGGAGACUCCAAAAUACACGGCUUUGAAGAGAACCAAAUAUUACGAGAUUCGGAAGUAUGACGCAUUUCUAGUAGUCGAAACCACGACUGAUGGACUGGCUAGCUCAAGCGGUUUCAACAGCGUUGCCGGGUACAUCUUUGGAAAGAACCAACGCGAGGAGAAGAUGAAGAUGACCACACCAGUUUUUACAGCGAGGCAGAGCCAGGAUUGCAGCGACGUGAUCCAGAUUGUCUUGCCGUUGAAUUGCGAGCUCCCGAAAUUGCCUCCUCCAAACUCCAGCGAGCUAACUCUACGUGAAGUGAGCAGAGUCUACGCUGCUGCGAUCAAGUUUAGCGGCGCAGUCACCGAAGAACUCGUCAUGGAAAAGCAAAAGCUCUUGAGAGACAGUCUUCGCAGAGAUGAUCUUAAGCCUGCGGAUGGCUACUUGCUUGCUCGCUACAACGAUCCCGAUAGCACUCCAGCUUUCUUAAGAAGAAACGAAGUGCUUAUCUGGCUGGAAGACUAUCACUUUGAAGUAUGAUCAAAGUUUUGUAGAUGCCAAUUAAAUUGAUAUGGUGAUACACUGAAAAUAGUAGCUCUCAAAUCUUCAAAUCUUAGAGGAGCUCUACAAAACUUUCAUGCA